UCCUCGUCCCUUCGUCAUGUGAUCAUCAGCUCAAAGGAAGGUUCAAGAUGGCGUCACAUUCACAAGGAAUUCAACAACUUUUAGCCGCCGAAAAGAGGGCUGCAGAAUUAGUAUCAGAUGCUAAAAAACGUAAAACUAAAAGAUUGAAGCAAGCUAAAGAAGAAGCUGUAGAAGAAAUUACUAGCUACAGAGCAGAAAGAGAAAAUCAGUUCCAAGAGUACCAGAAGGAGCACAUGGGUUCCAAAGAUGACUUCCAGGUCAAGAUUGAUGAGAAUACUAAAGUGAAAUUAGACGUAAUGACAAACGAUGUAAACCAGAACAAAGAUAAAGUCAUAAAGAGGAUAUUAAGUCUAGUGUAUGACAUAAGCCCAGAAUUACAUGAGAAUUACAGGAACUGAAAUUUCAAUAUGUAGUUACUAUACUUCUCACUUAAGUUUGGCACAACAAAAGUUUUGUCACAAAGUUUUGCUGGUGAAGUGUGCAUGUUGUCGGGAGCAUCAACACAAUAAUCACUCUACACAUGCUAUAUUGCCUGUGACAUCAGCAGGGACUAUUGACUAAUUUUAAUGGUGCCCCAAAACAAAACUUCUCUUUUGCCAAACUCAAUUGAGAAGCACAGUACAGUUGAUUUAUUCAAUAAUAGGUAGGGUGAUUGUAUUCAAUUUCUGAAACAAAAGUGUAUAACAGUUCCUUUUAGCUUGAGCAUUUGUACUUUUCCAUUCAAGACCAAUGACGUGUAAGAGGCUUGAGAAAACGAUCCCUUUUUUGUUUCACAAACAUUUUCAUCACUUUCAUGAUUACUUAUCACUCCAAAAGGUGCAUAAGGGCAACACAUCAUUUGCCACAGAUAAUUUACAUUAUCUAAAAAGUACUAGAACUGACAGAAUACUCAUAGAAGAAACAUGUGGACUAAAAAAUAGGAAAUAAUUUACACCAAAAUUAAUUUGAUAUAUGAUGUAAAGUGACUGUUUUGUUUUUGGACUGUAUUUUGUUUUAUCGUGACUGUUUAGUAGAAGAACAGACUAACAUACAAAAGAAAGCAUUUCUUGGGUUAAAAUCACUCAUUAAUUUUUAUGAUAUUUGUCAGAUGCUAAAAUAUAUGAUAUUUGGGUAGUAUGGGUGUGAUGGGAUUUGGCUAAUGGGCUCUUAUUGAUAUCAUGAACUAUAUCAGAAAUUAACUUGGACUCUUGACUGUUGUAAUAUUUGUUCUCUCAUUUCUACUCUAAUAAUAAAAAUAUUGACGGCAAAAUUAA
Messenger RNA from Actinia tenebrosa (Australian red waratah sea anemone), 1253 nucleotides. Its product is annotated as V-type proton ATPase subunit G. Gene Ontology annotation, molecular function: proton-transporting ATPase activity, rotational mechanism; ATP hydrolysis activity. Gene Ontology annotation, cellular component: vacuolar proton-transporting V-type ATPase, V1 domain; vacuolar proton-transporting V-type ATPase complex. NCBI's taxonomy places the organism in Eukaryota, Metazoa, Cnidaria, Anthozoa, Actiniaria, Actiniidae. Gene Ontology annotation, biological process: proton transmembrane transport. The record is from RefSeq and is a predicted model, not a curated record.